GAAAAAAUGGCAACUGCAGCAGCUGGUAGAGGAGCACAGUCCAUGAACUUCAUGUAUAUCAAGCCAAUCCUGCGUAAAGGGUAUCACAGAAAAAGCACAUCACCAGAGAUGAUUAAUGAUACAGUUAAAUUGAACGGUGAAGAUCAAGUGAAGAGUGUGAUGAAAAAUAAUCAUGAUGAUAGUUGGUGGGUCCCAGAUGACCGCACUGGAAUAUUUUAUCCAAAGGGUCAACAAAAAGUCAUUGAAGAUGUUCCUUUUGCUGCAGCAAAGGAUUUUGGAGCUGUUAAUUGGUUUUUCUAAUCAUGAAGAUU
Molecule: messenger RNA, 311 nt
Organism: Solanum verrucosum
Lineage: Eukaryota; Viridiplantae; Streptophyta; Magnoliopsida; Solanales; Solanaceae
Exons: 2
Coding region: 7-300 (97 amino acids)
Source: RefSeq, a predicted model, not a curated record